AUUUUCUUAUUUGGUGACGAGUCUAUGGAUUUUCAAUAAAUUUUCCAUGGAUUUUCUUAUUUGGUGACAUCCUAAUUUUCUAUAGACUUUACGUUGCUACUUUAUACUGUCUAUUUAAAUUUAAAUUUUGUUUUGUAGUCAAAAUCCGCGCGCUUUCAUGAAAUCCCACCCUAAGAUUUAUCAUUCGAGAUUCAGAUAAUGGACCUGAUUCCAACCUAACCUAAUUGUCAUUAAAAAAAAUUACAAAUAAUAAUUGUAAAAAUGAACAAUUUCACUUAAAAAAUCACAAUAAUCAAUCAAUAAUAAGUUGCCUGCAGAAUUUAAAUCAAAACGUCAAAAUGAAACUGGUGGCAAAAAAUAUUGAGAGAGAUGGUGGCGGGAGCGUUUGUCUCAUUCCCGAAAAUCCUGAGGACAUGUGGCACGCGUACAAUCUCAUAGCAGAAGGUGACUGCAUCUGCGGAUCCACAAUCCGCAAAGUUCAAACAGAAAGUUCUACAGGAAGUACCAACAGCACUAGAGUCCGCACCACGCUGACAAUUAAAAUAGAAAAUAUAGACUUUGAUACUCAGGCAUGUGUUCUAAGACUGAAGGGACGUAACAUUGUCGAGAAUCAAUACGUCAAGAUGGGUCAGUACCAUACCCUAGACAUUGAACAGAAUCGUAAAUUUACCCUGAAAAAAAUAAAAUGGGACUCGAUAGCCUUGGAGAGAAUAGACCUGGCGUGCGACCCAACUCAGAAUGCCGACGUAGCUGCGGUAGUUAUGCAGGAAGGAAUAGCGCACGUGUGUCUGAUAACUUCAAACAUGACAAUAGUCCGUGCUAAGAUUGAUCAAGUCAUUCCGCGAAAGCGCAAGGGCAUGGUGUCGCAGCACGAGAAAGGACUGAACCGCUUUUUCGAGAACGUCGUCCAGGCGAUUCUGCGUCAUGUUAAUUUCGAUAUCGUCAAGUGUGUGAUCAUCGCCAGCCCAGGGUUCGUCAAGGAUCAGUUCAUGGAGUACAUGAUCCAGCAGGCGAUCAAGACUGAUAACAAAGUUCUGCUGGACAACAAGAGCAAGUUUAUUCUGGUCCACGCGAGCUCGGGGUUCAAGCACUCGCUGAAAGAAGUCCUGGCUGAUCCUGCUGUGGUCGCAAGAAUGGCGGACACUAAGGCUGCGGGUGAAGUAAAAGCUCUGGAACAGUUUUACGCUAUUCUGCAAAAUGAUCCCGCGAGAGCUUUCUAUGGGAAGAAACACGUCCAGGCGGCUGCUGCUGCUCAAGCCGUUGAAACUCUGCUUAUUUCUGAUAAAUUAUUUAGGUGCCAAGAUGUUGCGACGAGAAAAGAAUAUGUUGAAUUAGUUGAAAGUGUGAGGGAUGCCAAUGGAGAUGUCAAGAUAUUUUCAAGUAUGCACGUGUCUGGAGAACAACUUGAUCAACUUACGGGUGUAGCAGCAAUUUUAAGAUUUCCAAUGCCAGAGUUGGAAGACGAGAGUAAUGAAAGUGAUUCUUCAGAUGAUUAACAUGAUUUUUUUUUUACUACUGUUGAUAUUUUUUUGUAAUGAUGGCAAUUUAAUUUAUAAUGAAUUACUAAAGUAUCUUAAUAAUUAUAAAUUAUAUAUGUUAACUUAUUGUAUAAAUAAUUUGAAUAAUUUAUUAAUAAUUGAUUUUU
This is a messenger RNA of Microplitis demolitor, 1645 nucleotides long. Its product is annotated as protein pelota. Gene Ontology annotation, cellular component: cytoplasm. The record is from RefSeq and is a predicted model, not a curated record. Lineage: Eukaryota; Metazoa; Arthropoda; Insecta; Hymenoptera; Braconidae. Bases 339 to 1496 code for a protein of 385 amino acids. Gene Ontology annotation, biological process: RNA surveillance; nuclear-transcribed mRNA catabolic process, non-stop decay; nonfunctional rRNA decay. The transcript has 6 exons.